CCGGACCUGCUCGGGAGCCCGAGCAGCGGUCCCCGCGCAGGCUUGGCCGCGCACUCCCGCCCUCUGCCCGCUGCCCCGGCUCCUCCCUCCUCCGGAGCUUCUCCCUGGGGCGGCCGCGCGGGAGGGAGGCCGAGAUGGCUGAUGAGAUCUCCAAGGCUCAGGCCGCCCGGCCUGGUGGCGACACGAUCUUCGGAAAGAUCAUUCGCAAGGAAAUCCCAGCCAAAAUCAUUUUUGAGGAUGACCAGUGUCUUGCUUUCCAUGACAUUUCUCCUCAAGCACCAACACAUUUUCUGGUGAUACCCAAGAAACAUAUAUCCCAGAUUUCUGUAGCAGAAGAUGAUGAUGAAAGUCUUCUUGGACAUUUAAUGAUUGUUGGCAAGAAAUGUGCUGCUGAUCUGGGCCUGAAGAAGGGUUAUCGAAUGGUGGUGAAUGAAGGUUCAGAUGGGGGACAGUCUGUCUAUCACGUUCAUCUCCAUGUUCUUGGAGGUCGGCAGAUGAAUUGGCCUCCUGGUUAAACAUGUUUUAGGGAUAAUUUUCCCUUCUCUAGGCAAUGAUCAAUAUUUGCAAGUUCCAAUAUGUUAAAUAGUAUACAUAUUUUUGCCUGUGUAUGGAGAGAUUGAGGGAAUAAUUUUAAAAGCCUAUAAAUAAUAAAAGAUAAUGUUGCAUGGUUUA
Puma concolor (puma) is the source of this 672-nucleotide messenger RNA. RefSeq names its product histidine triad nucleotide binding protein 1 (gene HINT1). Lineage: Eukaryota; Metazoa; Chordata; Mammalia; Carnivora; Felidae. The record is from RefSeq and is a predicted model, not a curated record. Gene Ontology annotation, molecular function: catalytic activity.